Trypanosoma cruzi is the source of this 525-nucleotide messenger RNA. RefSeq lists its product as uncharacterized. Bases 1 to 525 code for a protein of 174 amino acids. Lineage: Eukaryota; Euglenozoa; Kinetoplastea; Trypanosomatida; Trypanosomatidae. The record is from RefSeq and is a predicted model, not a curated record. The transcript has a single exon.
AUGGCGAUGCUCUUCAUUCACGGUUGCUGUUUGGUGAUCUGGUUCUUCCUGUGUUGCCGGUUCCGCGUCCGGUAUUUCCCUCUGUUAAUACCUUUAUUUUUGCUCCUUUUUCACCGUCUGAUGAUGGUGGUGAUGGCGAUUCAGCUUCUGGUGGUUUUGAUGGCACUGCUGGUGAUAAUGUCGGUGCUUCUUUCAGCCUCGAUGGUAAUGUGGGUUCUCUAUCUUUCGUUGAACCUCUUGUUGUGGCUGUUGGGUCUGCACCUCCCAAUUCUUCCCUUUUUUCUGCUUCUAUUUGGUUUUCAAGUUGCCUUUUUUCUCUUUCAUUACCUUUACCGUCAACGCCUAUCCGGUAAUUUUGUUUCGACUCCUGCUUUUCUGCUUCCAUUGCCUGUUGGUUGCGUUUUGACCAAAUUCCUUUGCAUGCUGGCAAUCAUUACGUUUUGUUUAUCCGAAUUUUUCUCUACGUCGUCGGGACCUCCAGCGACCCGCUGUAGUAAUUCUCGUUCUUUACCUUUACGGUCUUGA